Pseudo-nitzschia multistriata is the source of this 1303-nucleotide messenger RNA. The record is from the annotation of a GenBank genome assembly. Lineage: Eukaryota; Bacillariophyta; Bacillariophyceae; Bacillariales; Bacillariaceae.
UGCAAUAACCAUCGACAGCAAGAGAAAAAAAGAGCGGUCGAGGACGUGAUUGAUGCCUGUCAAGAAGAAUAGUAAUUUGAAAUUCAACCAGGACAAAAGAGACUCAAAUACAAGAAAGAGAGAAAGAACGAAAAGAGAUAAUUGGAAGAGCAAAAGAGAAAGAAUUCAGACCUUCAGGAUAAUAGUCAAAGAACGAUCUCGCAACAACGAAUCCCUCAUCAUCGCCGUUGUCGCAUAGCAGCUGAAACGUGCCAUUACCAGCAAAGAUACGAUGGCAUCCAACAACGGUCAAACUCCGGGAACAACCUUCCCCGUGAUGCCGUUGUCUAUUCCCAAAGAUAUUGCCCAAAACGAAGCAGCGUUGUCGUCCUCUCUUCCGUCGUCCUCGUCGUCGACGACAACGAUAUCAAAGCCCGGUGUCCCGGGAACACCAAAAAGCAUAUACGAAAUGAUCAUGUCCAAUCCACCUCCGACGUCGGCUAACUACACCCCACAGGCUGCAAUGCAUCGUCCCGUUGAAUAUUAUAGCGAAACCAACAGGGUGGAUCGAGGACGCGGGUACAACAAAGACUACGCCCUCGACAAACUCACACGAAAAUCCCUCCCGUACUUCAUGCCGUGGAAGACUUCCGGCGGACCCACCGAAAUACCCCCCAACUAUGCCUGGUUGAUGGACGGCUGCGCAGGAAAGGCUGCCAUCGGUGUCUUUGGUGGCGGGGUGAUGGGGCUGUUGAUGGGGGUAUUUCUAGGAGCCCUCUCGGAUUCGCAGCCUCCCAUCCAGGUCGCCGGUGGAAAGGACGUGCCGCAGGCACCCUUCAAGGAGCAGGCCCGGUACACGAUGCGGGCCACCGCCGAGAAGUCCAUGUACUGGUGCCGUAAUUUCGCCUUCAUCACGGGGGUCUUUGGUGGGUCCGAGUGCCUUGUGGAAAAGUUCCGUGGCAAGCACGACAUGUGGAAUCCGGUCGUCAGCGGAUGCAUCACCGGCGCCGCCCUCCAGGCACACGCGGGGCCGCAGGCGGCUGCGGUUGGGUGUGGUGGAUUUGCGGCAUUUUCCAUCGUGAUCGACAAGAUUAUGGGAAACUAUGACUAGCGAACAAUGAGCACAAAUCAAUGGAAGAAAGACAGAGACUGGUAAAGUUCGACCGAGUCAAGAACGCUAUUUUAUGCCGUGUCGUACGAUCCGUGUCAGUUUCAUUAGUAGAAACUACAUUGAUUUGAAGUUCACACAAUAUGCACUAACUUUUUCGUAUCAUAGACUGAAAACAGUAGCUACGGAGCAAACCAGUAAAAUCUUUAUUCUUAU